This is a messenger RNA of Dermacentor albipictus, 5948 nucleotides long. Its product is annotated as zinc finger protein 64-like. The record is from RefSeq and is a predicted model, not a curated record. Lineage: Eukaryota; Metazoa; Arthropoda; Arachnida; Ixodida; Ixodidae.
UAGAAAACAAUGGUUGUAGGCGCUCUGUAGGCGCCGUGGUAUAGAUGUUCUGUGGUUGCAGGUGUUGUAUGCUUGUGUCUACCCACCUGUGGCCCCGUGGAGGAGCGUGGAGCCCGUGGUUGUCAUCCUCCUUGGCUUGCUUCUAUUUGCCUCGGUCCGCUUGCUACGUUGCAGACCAUCCAACGAUAGUGCAGGGAAAGUUGAUAGGGCGUAGUGUAAGAGGCCAGCGAAAGACGAGCGAAGUGUCUGGCAGCGACGUUGCUGUGUAGCCCUUUCGUCAAGCUUGCAGUUCAAGCUCUUUGCAGAUGAAGAUAUGCCUUUAGUACCGCACGUCGCUUCUACAGAUGGAGUCUGCCGACGAAAAUAUGAUGCAGCCUGUGACUUUGGUGUUGCCCUGCCCACAUCAAAAACCGGGAGUUUUAAUUGGCAGUCACCGAGACAUAAAAGCGCGGCAAUACGUUGAUACUUCUCUGAAGCAACAUGAUUGUCAGAUCAUUGCAUGGAAGUUGCGCUGAAACAACAUGAUUGACACAUCAGGAGCAGGACUUGUCACCAUGCCAUUGACAUCAGGAGACUCUGGUGAUGUCCACAUAUGUGGCAAGUGCCAUGCCAGCUUCUCAAACAUUGAGAGCUUUCUGGCACACAGGCAACAGGAAGAAGUGUCCCAAAAUGCCGAACCUGUGCUUCCUCAGACCUACCAUCACACCUCAUCAAGCAAUGUGACAAAAAACUUGGGCCAGUUCCACUCUAACCUGGACACCCAGCAAAACCAGCCAUGUGGCUCGCAGCCCUGCCAACAAGAAAGUAGCAGAGAACCAGCUGAGGUGGCACUGGAGCUUCAUGCUGCGGCAGCUCAUACACCAAGUAAUUUGAGGUCUGCUGAGGAAGCCAACCCUGCUGUCGUUCCACAGGCUGCCACACUGUCCAGAGAUGCUCCUUGGACACUACAAGCCACGAUGCACAGCGCUUGUAUUGCCAGCACUGCUACAUCUGAUAGUAAUGCUACUGUAGCUGCUGUGGGCAUGCCUGUUUCUGGCCAGGCAACAAGUUGUGGUACGCUGAGACAGCGGGGACCAGAGCAGCCUUCUGUCGAACAUGCCAUCUUGAGAUGCAGCCAGCCAGGGUGUAGCUUUACUUGCCGAUAUAGAAAGGAUCUGCGAAGGCACAGCCGUAUCCAUACAGGAGAAAAGCCUUACAAGUGUCCCGAGUGCUCAAAAGAGUUCAGCCGGUCAGACAAAAUGGCCAAUCAUCGGCGAAGGCAUUCAGGGGAAAAACCGUUCAGCUGCAGUCAGUGUGAUUAUGCUGCUGCGGACAGGUGGGCAUUGAAGAUGCAUCAGCGAGUGCAUAUUGACGACAAACCGUAUAGGUGCCAGAUGUGUCCCUUUGCAGGCCGCCACCAAAACCAACUUCUUGUGCAUCUUCGAACACACACGGGUGACAUGCCCUUUCAGUGCUCCGUGUGUGGAGCUCGAUUCCGCAUCAGCUGUGACCUGCAGCGUCAUCUGCGAACACACACUGGUGAACGCCCAUAUGCGUGCCAACAGUGUCCAUACAAGGCCUCUGUGCUCAGCAACCUGCGGUCCCAUGAGAGGGCAAUGCAUAGUGCUGACCAGCCUGCUCGUUGUAGCCAGUGCUCAUUUUCCUGCUCAUCUAAGCGAGAACUGCGGCUGCACAGUGUAACUCACCGAGAAGGUAGUCUGCACUGCACUGAAUGCUCAUACACAUGUGAGCGACGUAGCUCCCUGACUAGCCACAUCAGAAGCCAUGACGAAACUCGGCCAUAUCGUUGCCAGACCUGUUCGUAUACAUCAAAGCACCCUGCCAACUUGCGCAGUCAUGUGAAGAACAAACAUUCAAAAAAACCACCAAAGCCAAGAAAAGGAGCUGUCGGUGCACGUCAAGCAGUAUCAUGCCAUCGUACCUAUCAGUGUAGUGAGUGCCCUGAAGCCUUUGUGCGGGAAGAUUCUCUGCGCUCUCAUUGUCGGCUCCACCGCAAGGGCAUCUUGCCGCCUGCUGCAUUACCGCCAGUUUCUGGAGAGGCAGCACAAGUCACCAGUGAACCUCUUGCCACUGCUGCCGAGGGCUCAACCACUGUGCAUCCAUCCACGAAAGAUAAUAUUGAACAAGAUUUAGAUCCUGCUUGUCUUGCUCCUGCCACAAGCACUGCUACGUUCACAGUGUGCACAGCAUCUGAGCAAGUAAAUCCACUGUGUCAGCCACCAGAGGAUGCCAUGGGAUCAAGCCAAGUGCUUGAGUGCCUUGUUCAGGACCCUGUGACAAUGGAAUUUCUUCCAGACAAACAGCUGCUGCUCCUAGCCCCAGGGCAGGAUUCGACCUCUGCAUCUACCACCAACCUUUUUCUGCUAGAGUCAGCAUUACAGCCAGCUUUUUGGGCAUCACCACCAGUGGCCACUCUUGAGAACUCUGCUUAGAAACAACUCUUGUAACUAAAACUGUACAUACCAUUGAACAUAAUGCAAAAAUGUCCCCUACUUCUAUUAGAGGGUUGCAAUUCGGGCUUUAUGGGAUUUUGUCUUGUGAAAUGCAAAGUAGGUAUAUAGUGCAAAAAAAAAAAAAGGCAAGAGGAAACCAGAAGACACAACACACACAUACACACACACAGUGCUACUUUCAACAACAUUCUUUUUGACAUUUGCUUUCGACAACAAAAGUUACCAGAUGCAUGAGGUAUUUCAAAACAUAAUGACGUCCCCAGGAAUAGCAAUGAUAUUUCAGACAAUAUUAGAUAUAUCUGUUUUUAUUAUUUUUUUUCACUGCUGUUUUGAUGUUUGUUUAAUAUAAUUAGUAUCUUCCGCCUCAUAGAGUUUCCUACAAAAAUUACUAGAGGGAACUCUGGCGCUAGUGUCUACAAGAGCUGCAAUUGGAGCGGUUGUCCCAGCAUGGGAAUUAUAGGAAGUACAUGGAUUUGCCUAAACUUCGCCUUUUUGGCUUCAAACGGCUUUGUGACUUUGUAAACUCGUCAUUUUCAACAGUGUAUUGCGUAAUAAAUAAUUAAAUAAACAUCAUUAAAACUGCCCAACGGCAGGAUUCGAACACAGGGACGCUAGCACAGAAGCCUGAUAUUGAAACCAUUAAGCCACGGACGCAUGUAUCGAUAAGCAAAUGAAACGCCCUUAUGAAUUUAUCGCGGGCAUGCCACUGCCUUGAGACGCUUGGUGCGUUUUGAUUUGGCCACCUGGACAAGCUCAACGGUUGCAAUUCAUAGCAACUGUACGUGUUCCCGGCGUCUUCUGCACUUCGAAGAAUAUCGAUUGCGCUGAAAUAUACGACAAUAAGAUUUAUAUAGCGUAAUAUACAAAGCCACAAGAACGUCUGAAUCCACAAGCACGAAGAUCAGGCAAAUCCAUGUACUUCCCAUCAUUCCCAUGGUAGGACGACUGCAGCACCAGAUUUCCCUCUAGUAAUUUUUGUAGGAAACUCUCUGUUCCGGCUAACUGAUUGACUGAACUUGGCUUCAGAAAUGGCUGCAUGCUCGGAUCAGAUAGUGCUUGUUGAUGUUAGCCAGUGCUUCCGCAAUAGCCGCCUUUGGCAAGUAUUUAGCAUUGUAUGCCUGUUUGUUAGACUUCCUCUCAAUGAUUCCCCCCAUAGAAUGCAGUGCAGCCGUUUUAAGCAUUGAAAACUAGGACAUCACAUUGAGAAUUACACAGCUGCCUAAGUUCGCAGCCACAAACUCUGCUAAUGCUGGCCUUUUGGGAGGGAGUAAAUCUAUCGCAUAGGAUUGGUGCCUAGUGUCCUCGUGCGUGGAAGCCUUACUGUUUACUCUGCCACCUAUGGCUGUUAUAUGCAAUGGCCAUUAUUGGCUUUUCAGGGUUUCCACUCACGUGACCUCCACCUGCUGGAGAAACUCAACCACCUAAGGGAUGCCUGACCACUGGCAGUGCUUUCUCUUUGUCACAAAUGACAGUUAGCAGUUAGGAGCCAUUAGCUCUUUUCUCACCAGAAAAACAAGGGAUUUUGCCACAACAAAGAAGGUGGUGAUCUCCAAGUUGCCCUGGCCAGUAUCUAAGGUGAAUAGAACUGCUUGUGUUUGUGCUUGCGCUUAGAGAGGAUGGGCGCUUAAGAUAUAAUUUUCAGAAUUCUGCUGUUUUGAAAGUGUUAAUACUGGGCACUUCUGAGGUAUUUUACGGUUGUCAUUUGUCAGUCAGCUAUAUUUUGACUAGACAAAUCUGCAAAAGUAUUUGGAAGCUAUUAGUGAGGAGCUUUAGCUAUUACGUUAUAAACAUCACAUUUACAGUGUGCAUCAGAAGUGUGCAGACAGGUGUUUAUCUGCUUAAUAUUCAAGGAUUUACAGCUGCAUUUCUAGUUUUAGUGCAUGACUGCAUUAAAUUGUCUCUUUCCUUUGCAAUCCAUGCACAAAACAAUUAUGGACUUUUGCUGAGCAGUACCUUCAAGCUUUGGUAAUUUCAGCUUGCAGUGGUACAGCACACGUGCUCAUCUGCCAGCUUUAUCUGACAAUGCAUGAAGAAGUUGCUCUUGUGAUGUUGCAGUGAGCACUACGGCCAAGAACUAGGUGAACACUAGCGCUUUGAUGAAUUGCAGUCAAUUCCAGCGAUGGCUUCUGGCCACUGAGGUGUAGAGAACUUUGAUCUCUAUUGGAGCGUUAUGCCAACAAAAUGGUAAUGGUUGCUUCUUGGAUUUGUGCAGUGCCACAGAUUCAUAGGCACCGUUAAGUUACUCUAGUGGUCUUUCUGUCAAGCUCAGUGAGUGUUGUCUAACCAUCGUUGCUGCAAAAAUAGUUCUUGGGAAUUUGACUACUAAGAUUGUUGAAGAAGAGAUUAUGUUUAGCUCUCUGUUUGAGGGGGCUCUAACAAGAGGUGCAUAACAAUGUCCAGGGCAUCAUGAAGUGGUAUGGCCUUUCAGUCCAAAAUUUAGUAAAGUUUACAGAAACCUUUCAUGUCAGCCACUGCCUGCUUCUUUAGCCUAAUUGGAAUGUUCUCAUAGUCCUGCUUGUAGCCUUAUAAGUUAGUCUUUCAGUGAGUUAAGUGGCUGCGGAGUAAGCUUUCUACAGGAGGUAGGCAAGCAGUGCUAAUGCUAUUCCUCACCGUGCAAAAACAGGUUGAAAAUUGCAGUUACUCCCAGAAGGACUGUUCUGGGGACGCCAGCCGAUGAGUUGAAGAAGUGUGCUAGUUUUCUCGGUCACCAAUGCAAAUGAUUUUUGCAAACAUAACCUUGAAUAAAAGGCGCCCGAAAAUGCUUUUUUUUUUUUUACUGAAAAUUGCAAUUUCUCUUACCGCAUCCUCCCUAGAAAUGCCUAUGCAGUGAGGCUUGAAGUACUUGGCUCAGUAGUAUUGAGUCGUACCUGUUCUAAACCCCAGGAUUGUGUCUCAGACUUCUGUUGACACCUUCUUAGAGCUUCUGGAGGCUCGCAUCUUUCCGAGACAUAUAUGUUGGUUAUGUCUCAGAAGGAUAAGCCCAUUAAUACUUUUUUUUACACUUUUGGCAUUGUGGACAGUUUUUUCAAGUAUGAUGCACAAAGGAUAGAGGGGGGAAAGGCAUUGAGUAUGGCAACAGUCCUUCCCCCUUCUUUUUUUUUAAAGUCUAGUUGUGAGACUUGAGGCUACUUGUGUUUUGGGGUAUAGAUGGUACACUUUUUUUAUGCUUCAGAACUCUCCUCUUAAUUCUUGUAGCUGUUGCUUUGUGAAGUCAGUGGUCUGUUCCUUUAGAUUUUGUGCUCAGAAGGAAGAUAAUGAAAGGGAAUUUUACUAGUAUUUCAGUGAAUACGCUCAAUUUUAGCCAUAGUUUAGCCAACUCAGGAUGUACCAAUAUGAAUGUCAGAGGUAUACUCACAGUAUUGCAAUUGUUCUUUACGAAGAUCUGGUAGUAUAUCUGCGUUCACUCGCGUUUUCUACGACUUUGUGAGAGAACAUUGGAAUUGUAUAUUGCUAAUAAAUGCAGUCGCGGUGCUGCGUUUCUAUUUUCUUCACAAA